Messenger RNA from Chlorella variabilis, 1992 nucleotides. RefSeq lists its product as hypothetical. Gene Ontology annotation, biological process: magnesium ion homeostasis. Lineage: Eukaryota; Viridiplantae; Chlorophyta; Trebouxiophyceae; Chlorellales; Chlorellaceae. The transcript is spliced from 13 exons. Bases 1 to 1992 code for a protein of 663 amino acids. Gene Ontology annotation, cellular component: intracellular membrane-bounded organelle. The record is from RefSeq and is a predicted model, not a curated record.
AUGGUUCCCUUGACCCACCGGCUGCUGCUCAUAGGGAGCGUGCAGGCCCAGAGCUGGUUGCGGCACCGCGGCCAAGCUGGCAGCCCUGCGCCGCUCGCCGAGGAUGAUGACGAGGAGAUGUUUGUGACCUACCUGCUGCUGUCCUUCUUCCUGGUGGCCAUGGCGGGACUGAUGAGCGGGCUGACGCUGGGCCUCAUGUCUCUGGACCAAGUGGACAUAGAGAUCCUGCACCGCAGCGGCACUGAGCGGCAGAAGCGGCUGGCCCAGCGCAUCCGCCCCAUGCUCAAGCGCCCGCACGUGCUGCUGGUCACGCUGCUGGUGUGCAACGCCAUCGCAGCAGAGGCGCUGCCGCUGGUGCUCGACCGCCUGGCCGACCCGGUGACCGCCGUGAUUGUGUCGGUCACAGUGGUGCUGCUGUUUGGCGAGAUCAUCCCGCAGGCGGCCUGCUCGCGGUACGGCCUGCAGAUAGGCGCCUACUCGGCUCCCUUUGUGCGCCUGCUCAUGAUGCUCACCGCCCCCAUCUCCUACCCCAUCGGCUGGGUGCUGGACCAGGUGCUGGGGCACAGGCACACCGCGCUGUUCAGGCGUGCCGAGCUCAAGGCUCUGAUGGACAUCCACAGGGAGGGGCAGGAGUUUGGGGGGCACCUGUCGGCAGGCAAGCACACAAGACAGCACGGACGCACGGCGGCGCGGCUUGCCGGGUGCCAGGUCCCGGCCACGCCCCGACACCCGCCGGCGGUCUGCCACCGCCGCUCCGCGUACGAGGUGAGCAUCAUCAAGGGCGCGCUGGACAUGACGCACAAGACGGCGCGCGACGCGAUGACCCCCAUCGACAUGGUCUUCAUGCUGCCCGCCGACGACGUGCUGGAUGAGGCCACGCUGACCGCCAUCAUGGCCUCGGGCCACAGCCGCAUCCCUGUGCACCGCCCCGGCGACCGCCGCGCCAUCCUGGGCAUCAUGCUGGUCAAGGAGCUGCUGCUGGUGGACAGGAGCCAGGGCAAGACGGUGGGGCGCCAGAAAGUGCGAUCCAUUCCCUCAGUGCGCGCGGACACCCCGCUGUACGACAUGCUCAAGCUGUUUGAGAUUGGGCGCAGCCACAUGGCGGUGCUGAUGCAGCUGAAGAAGAAGGCGGCGGAGCGGCGCAAGCAGGAGAGCGAGGCGGAGCUGAUGCACAACAUCGACUCCAUGAGCGACGACCCCAGCCUGGAGUCUGCCGACGAGGAGCAGGGGCUGCUGUCUCCCAGGCCCACCGCGCAGCCUGAGGACUUCAUCUUCGACUCGGCGGGCAGCGGCGCGGUGUCGCCGGUCCCGAGCGGCGGCGCGCGCGGCGCGACCCGCACGCUGCGCCUGCCGCCGUCGGGCCGCGGCGGCGGCCAGCCGCCCAGCGCGGGCGCCAGCGCCAACAACAGCACUCACGGCGGGCUGCUGUACAAGCAGGGCAGCGUGGGGGCAGCGCUGGUAGCUGAGGCGCUGCGGCAGGAAGUGGCGCUGCAGCUGGCGGCGGCGGCGGCGGCGGCGGCAGGCGGCGGCGUGUCCCGUCCCUCGCGCUCCCGCAGCCGCUCGCCGCUGCCGACGCGCGGGGCCAGCCGCCACAGCCUGAGCUCUCCCGAGCGGGCGGUGCUAUGGCCGCCCGGCAGCGCAACUGUCGCGCCAGCGGGGCACGUCCAGCCCGGCAGCGGCGGCGGCGGCGGCGGCGGCGGCAGCGCCUCGGGCCAGCAGCCGCUGGACGUGCCGCCGCCGCUCUUCCCCGGCCUGCGCCGCACUCGGUCGGAGCUGGCCAACAGCAGCGGCGCCAGCACGCCGCGCCUGGUCGUGCCGCUGCCGCCGCCGCCCGCGCGGCGCAGCACCAACCUCAGCCAGCGGGUGCAGGAGCAGAUGGACCUGCUGGAGCCGCUGCUCAUCACCAGCAGGCGCGCGUCUGGCGCCUCCAGCGGCGUGCUGUCUCUGGAGGGGGAGGCUUCGGGGGGGGCGACCGCGGGCAGCGAGGGGUGA